AUGAGAGAGUGCGUCGGUUCAGCGUUCUUCUCAAUUUUAAUUAACGGCUCCCCUAAAGGGUUCUUCAAAAGUUCUAGGGGGCUUCGGCAGGGAGACCCGCUCUUCCCUUUUCUCUUUCUUGCUGUGGGCGAUGCCCUCUCUAGGAUGCUCAGUAAAGGGCAAAUGGAAAGGAUUAUCAGUAGCUUCAAGAUAAAAGGAAUGGAAUCCCCCAUUUCUCACAUUCAGUUUGCAGACAAUACCCUCUUCUUCUGUGAGGCAGAUCUGGUAAAUGUUAGCAAUCUUCACACUAUUGUCUGGUGUUUUGAAGCGGUCUCAGGCCUAAAAGUGAACAUGAAGAAAUCGAAGAUGUUCGGUGUUAAUAUCGGUGAGGAAGAAGUAGAGAAUUUCACUGAAUUCUUUGGCUGUUCUAAGGGUAGUCUUCCAACCAUGUUUGUGGGGUUGUCCUUAUGCGUGGGUAAGCCUCCGAAGGUUCUCUGGGAUAAAGUCAUAGAUUGUUUUGAAACCUACUUAGCCAGAUGGAAAUGUAGAUACCUAUCCCUGGGGGGUCGCUUGAGCCUUAUCAAAGCAGCACUCUCUAAUCUCCCUGUAUACUUCAUGUCUCUCUUUAAAUGUCCGUCCUCCAUUCUGGCGACUUUGGAAAGAUUAAGAAGAGAAUUCCUUUGGCAUGAGAAGGAGGAAAAGAAGAAGUUUCAUCUGGUCAAUUGGAAAGAGGUUUGCCAGCAGACCCAAGAGGGGGGCACAGGUAUUAGAGACCUCAGUCUGACGAAUAGAGCCCUGCUUUUGUGGAAUCCUUGCUGCCGUCGGAAUCUCCACGACUGGGAAUCGGAAGAACUGAUCUCUCUUCUCGACCGCAUCAGUAACAUCAAUCUAGAUAAAUCUUGUGCUGAUUCUAUUGUCCGGAAAGAUGCAUCCAAAGCAGCGACCAUGCUCCAUAAAAUUUGGAAAUACAAAGUUCCCCCAAAGAUCGCGGUGUUUGGAUGUCUGGUGGGCAAGAGGAAAGUUCUAACUGUCGAUAACCUCAGAAAAAGAGGAAUGAUCAUUACCAACAUCUGCCUAUGCUGUAUGUCCCACGAAGAAACGGUUGAUCAUCUGUUUAUUCACUGCUCUUUCUUCCACAAGGUGAAGAAGGAAUCAGGAAGUUACAAUGGAGGGAAAAAGAAAAGGAUCUUGAAUCUUCUUCGGGCGAAUGGUAGUAGGGAAAAGGAAAGGGUGAUUCUCGUCAAACCUAUAUCCAGGAGAAGGAAGACAUGGAUGGAUGGGUUGAAGUGA
Magnolia sinica is the source of this 1269-nucleotide messenger RNA. RefSeq lists its product as uncharacterized. The transcript is spliced from 4 exons. Lineage: Eukaryota; Viridiplantae; Streptophyta; Magnoliopsida; Magnoliales; Magnoliaceae. The coding region runs from base 1 to 1269 and encodes 422 amino acids. The record is from RefSeq and is a predicted model, not a curated record.